Messenger RNA from Sycon ciliatum, 2060 nucleotides. RefSeq lists its product as uncharacterized. The transcript has 8 exons. NCBI's taxonomy places the organism in Eukaryota, Metazoa, Porifera, Calcarea, Leucosolenida, Sycettidae. The record is from RefSeq and is a predicted model, not a curated record. The coding region runs from base 101 to 877 and encodes 258 amino acids.
UCUGGACAACGGGCGUUACAGAGUGUUUUUCACCACAGACAAGUCACGGCACUCUGAAGCCAGCAUACGAAUUACGCCCAGCUCAUUUGAUGAAUGCUUCAUGGACUACGCCGAAAAGAGAGACUACAGUGUCAAGGUUACAUCACUUCCACUGGCGGGUCCUGAUACACCAGAUUAUGAUAAACAGACUGUUGAGAGUAACAACAUUGAAGUGAAACCGUGCAAGGUGCAAGGCUGCCCAACUUUAGUGAUGAACUACAGCAGCGCGGACUGCGGUUCAGAUAAGACUGGAUCACUGUCAUUGUGUGACUGUGGGCCUCUGGAUGCAGAUCUGACCAAAGUAACCGCCAUGCAUUUGGCACUGGAUGAGAGCAAUCGCACUUCAGUCACGUUCACGUUAAAAUGGAACCCUUACACGAGAAGCCAGGGACGAUACUACCUUUCGGCGCAUUUCUUGAAUCGCUCCGACUGCAGUUUCAAGCAUUUCAUAAGCCGUGAUAGCGAAGAAUUCACCGGGAAAGUACAGUCCAUCACAUUCAAAAACGUCGAUCCCGAAUUCACGGCGUGUGCUGUUGUUUUUAUGAAAGCACAAGGUUUGUGCAAGGUUAGUGAAAUAACAACGGGCGAUGGACAAUAUUUACACGUGACCGAAACCACCGAAUCAAAAGCAAACUCCCUGUCGGUAUCCUCAGCUUCUCCCAGACCUCAGGCUGUAUCGGCAGCAGCAGCAUCACCAUCAUCAUCACCACCGCCUGAAGUCGGUACUGCCAAGGAAUCAGGAGUCAAUGCAAGCUUGGUGGCGGGAGUUGCCAUUGCCAUUGCGGGACUAGCUGUUGUGACAGCUCUGCUGGGAAUGAUUCUGUAUUCGGCAGCAUGACACGUUCAAGUUAAAGGUUUUCGAUUUAAGGUUCAUUUAACUUGGCCCGUGCUUGCUGUCUCGUCUGGAAAUCCUUAGCCACGUCACUCAGAACACAGGAACGAAUGAGGAAGGCGGCUCAGUGUGGUGCCAGAGUCGACCGGGUGGAAAGAACAUCAUUCACCUCACUGGUGUUUUCCAGUUCGGUUGUGGUGGGCAAGGAAACAAACAUUACAUUUCUCAAGUCACUAGCUGCUUUGGUUGUCGACAGGAGCAACAACUUGGUCUAUUCUGCCGUGAUGGGCGAGCUGCGGACCCGGAUUUCGUUGUGCCUGCUGCAUGCGAUGGGCAGUCACAUUGCUUUUAGCCGGACAUAGUGCAGCAGGGCCUUUUACAUCCGCCACAUGGUCGGGAGCUCCUUUUCAGCGUGUUGCCGCCGGCCAUGUUGAUUCGGGCGGAGGGUUGCCUUCGUCUUCGCCAGUAGACCAUUCGGAUAGCGGUUUUCUGUCAAGAUUUUGUGUUCAACCUUGUACUUCCAUUGAGUACUGACCCUGAGUUUUUUGUUUCCUGUUUGAAGUUGUGCAUGUACAUUGUCCUUUUGAGGCAACGAACUAAAUAUAUAUCAAAAACAAACAAACAAGCAAAUGUUCUAUAAGUAGUAAUUGCCGAUUUUGGGUUGUCUUUUGCUUGGGUUCUCACUUUUUUCUCUCUACAAAAUCCACAUAUCUCCAGACAAUGGAUCGCUUUGUAGGAGUUGCAUUAUUUGAUAGAAAGAAUAUUUUUCACAGUUUAAUAAGAGUAUUUAUUUUUGUAGAGCUUGUGUGGAUAUAGAUUCCUUGGUUCAAACCCCAAGAUGAGCAGAUACGUGUAGUUACAUUUUUUUCUCCUUGCAUGUUUUGUAUCUGCAUGUUAAUACCCUUGCCGUGAGUCGCUCGUGAGUCAUGUAUGAGUCGUGUAUGGCUAAACCCGUAUUUCUCCACUUUACCCGUCUGUUGCGAACUGUGAUUGGCUGCUUAUUACUAUACUAAUGUUCCCGGUUCUAGAAUUUUGUCGGCAACCGGUUUUCAUAGAUUGCUUAUCGGUUAAUGACCUAAAACAUGGCUGCCGGUUGCCGAACUUUUGUUCCCUUGCUUUCUUCUUUCCUGUUGCUUCUUCACUUUCUUUGCCUUCCAAGUGUGUAUAUAAUAAAUAUUUUCUUGCCUGA